Vicia faba (fava bean) is the source of this 1023-nucleotide messenger RNA. The record is from the annotation of a GenBank genome assembly. Lineage: Eukaryota; Viridiplantae; Streptophyta; Magnoliopsida; Fabales; Fabaceae.
AUGGCCCUUCCCAAAGUUCUCAUGGUCGCAGAGAAACCUAGCAUCGCACUCUCCAUCGCCACCGCUCUUUCCCACGGCCAGAUGUCUACAAGAAGAGGAAGCACUGACGUUCAUGAAUUCGACGGGAGGUUUCUUGGAGCGCAUGCGCGUUUCAAAGUGACAUCGGUUAUUGGACAUGUAUUCAGUGUAGAUUUUCAUGGUAAAUAUCAAGAUUGGGCCACCACAGAUCCCUUAGAUCUUUUUCAAGCUCAGAUUAUAAAGACUGAAUCAAAUCCAAAGGCACAUAUUUGUAAACAUUUAAAACAAGAAGCUCGUGGUUGUCAUUAUUUGGUAUUGUGGUUGGAUUGUGACCGUGAAGGAGAAAAUAUAUGUUUUGAGGGUCAGAAGUCAAUCCAUCACCUGGAUGGUUCUAUGGCUGAAUACUUGGGUCGUGUUCAAGGUCUUCUUCAUGAUUUCAAUGAAUUAUUGCCCCCAGCUGCUACCACUGCUAAGGAACUUGAACAACGUCGAUCCUUCUUCAUGCUUCUAGCUCUGUAUGGCCUACCUCCAGAGUAUUCGUCUGUUCGCGAUCAGAUAUUGGGGUCUCCUACAAUCCCCACUCUGGAUACUGCAUGGUCUACUUUGCUACGUGUCCCAGCAAAACCAUCAUCUGAUGGCGGAGUCCCACCCACACCAGUUGAUUCAUCUGCUUUGGUUUUUCAAGGAGGUAAUCGUGCUCCGGGUGGUGAUCGUGGCCACUUUCAGAAGACUGGAAAGCCUCGUCCUAAGUGUGAUCAUUGUCAUAAGCUUGGCCACACUAUCGAUCGGUGUUAUGCUUUACAUGGACGUCCCUCUCCUCGGACUGCCCACGUUGCCCAGACCGCUCCACCUCCACAGGCUGCUACUCCGACUGAUUCUGCCACCUCACCUGCUAUCUUUAACGACUUUAUCAAGUGGUAUGAGGAGCGUCAGGCCGCUAGUUCCACUGCAUCUGUUGCGCACACGGGACCGGAGUUCGAGACGGAUGAUUGGCACCGGAUGUGA